Miscanthus lutarioriparius is the source of this 609-nucleotide messenger RNA. NCBI's taxonomy places the organism in Eukaryota, Viridiplantae, Streptophyta, Magnoliopsida, Poales, Poaceae. The record is from the annotation of a GenBank genome assembly.
AUGGCCAUGGCCAUGGAAGCCGCGACGGCGCGGGCCCUUCCUCUCGACGCGCCGGCAGCGGAAGCACCCAGGGGUGGAGGCGGACUCGUGGGUCAUCUCGGAUCUGUCGGAGGUGGUCCGAGGUCCCCUGGCCGUGCGCACACGCGAUCCGGUCGUAUGCAGGCCGGCGGCGGCUGCUCGGUGGCGCCGUGCGGCGGAGGAGCUCCGGCGACGGGGUCGACCGGAGAGACGGCGCUCCGUGGUGACAGGGUGAUGGGGAGGCGAUGGGCUACUCGUCUCGGGCAGAGAAGGAAUGAAGGAGGGAGCUUGACGCGUGCCUCUGCUCGGCAGUCGGCGACGAACAGGGAGACGGCGGCGGCUUGGGGCUUACUGGCAGCGGGUUCCACGGCUUGCGAAGGAGAGCAGGGUACGGCGGAGACAGCGGCCCCUUGCACUCGGAUUGGGCGGGCUCUGGCUCGGGUGCUUGCUCACAGAGCGUGGUGUGGACGCCGCCGACACGGGCGUGCGGCUGGUGCCCGGGUCCUUGAAGAUCACCUUCCUGGCUUCACUGAACCAGGUGAGGAGCACUCCCGUAGUUGGGUUCUAUUCAGUGUGCCGUCAAUUUUCUGA